Amoebophrya sp. A120 is the source of this 2180-nucleotide messenger RNA. Lineage: Eukaryota; Dinophyceae; Syndiniales; Amoebophryaceae. The record is from the annotation of a GenBank genome assembly.
GUUAGGAAGAAAGAAACUAUGUGUAUGACGACCAUCACCAUUCUCGGGUUUUUUGUAGUGUAAUUGUAAAGGUUGAAUAAAACGAAUUUCCAUUUGCAAAGAGAAGGGUGGACGCCACAGAAACAAAAUGUCCCGCACGAAUCCGAAGGUGGAUCUGAAGGACAUGGUAGAGGAGGCAAAACGAGUGGAGCGUCGCGUUGUGGGUCAAAUGUUUCGGGAGCAACAAGCGGACGUGACGGAGGACAGUAGCGAAUUCCUGCAGGUGUUCACACAGGGGUUUAAGCCGCUUCUGGAGAACGAUACAAACAAGGCGCUCGGCGAGAUAAAUCGCGGGAAGCCGCUAGGGGCUCUCCUGAACCCGGGCGCCGAUCGGCGGACGCAACUGCGAAAGCUACAGCACGUGCUAAGUGGGAGUCGCAUGGGAGCGGAGGCCCUGGACCGCGCAUUGAACAAGGUCGCGAUUCUCCAGGACCAGGCCCGCGCACUGAAGGGCAAUGCGGACGGACGGCCAAAGCUGACCGUGAGCGAUGCCGAGCUGAUGAUGGACAAUGCCGGCGGGACCGCGGUAGAAGGCGCGAAAAAGACGUCGAACGGGUGUGAGUGCAUCUCUGCGUGCGGGCGUGAGCAGGGCAUGCCGUUUCAGUGGUGUCGCGUGGACGGGUCCAAGGCCUGUGGGCUGCUGGCCGGUGGGCAGAAGGCAAUCGACCCUUCGGGAUACGAUCAUCGGCUCUACGCACAGCAGGUGAAGAAGCACUCUUUCGGCAUGGACCGGGGGCCGCAGGCGACUUCGAAGUUUUGGGACUACUGCGCCGUCCCGGGCCCUGGCGACGCGAACCCGGUCGGGCCGAAGCUCCCGCCCGCGCGAGUGAGCACCUCCCAUCCGGGCUGCACGUGCGUCACGGGUGCAGUACAAGACGACGUGAAAGUUUCGAUCGCUGGUAAGAUGGCGUUUUGGAAGAACUUUUUCCAGAAAAAAUACGAUCGGUUGGUGGGGAAACGGGACUUCCUCAGUCUCGGCGUCUCCACUUCCAGCGAAGACUCGAGUCCCUGGAUCACCAAAAUUCCGCUCCGCGAUCGGCUCGCGGUCGUCCUCGCCGGGCAAUAUUCGCCCUCCGACAAGCCGCCGAGCGGGGCACGCUUGCCCGCCGUGAGCGAGCAGGUGUGUCGCAGCAUUCCCGGCUUCAGCAACGGGUUCUCGGUUUGCCCUGUCGAAAUGUCCUGUCUCGACGGGAAGUUUCAGGAGAACGACCACUUCCUUGGCUAUCCACGGGACAUUCUUAGGCAGUUUUGAGUAUGGAUAUUGUAGAAAUUGCGAGCCAAGAGCCGAGAGGGUUGUAAGCAAGUAUACACAGCUGCCUGCAGCAGGCAAUUCAAUUCAUAACCCCAACUUGUGUAUGUAGUUUGUAUUUGCUGCUUUUGGACGCAGGUCGCACGCUGGUGCAUUCUACUAAUAUUUAUGUCAAUUACAUUUUGCGGAAGCAAGCUUUGCGUACUACUACUAGCUUCCUGUUUAUCUGCUGACUCAGAUUUCCAUGUGGAUUCGUUGCGACACCGAUGGACGUGGGACUACUGCGCAGUAGAUCAGUGGGGAGAUAUGCGAAUGACUACUGCGACCCUCACGCUCAACCGCAUUUUUUUUUGCCAUCAGAACAAAAAAAAUCAUGGUGGAUCCAAACAUGAAACUUUGAUAAAAUUAUUCGGGAGCGUAUUAGGCGGAGGAACAGUCCCCGCGACCGCUACGAUUCAAUUCCUUUUUGCAUGGACCCUUGGUCUAUGUCUGCACCUCACGCGCAAGAAGCGCAAGUUACUAGGGGGAUGAUCACCGGGAACAACACAAAGGCAAAUCAAAAAAUCCGGUUGGAGCUGGCGAGGGCAGGUCGCAUUGUGCCUCAGCAUAAAAAGCCCGGAAUUCAUGCCGCUGCCAAAUCCUGCGGAGCUGGUGGCAGCCGGAUAGUGAAAGCAACACCCGAUUUUUUCACAAACAGUGCAGAGUAAGUUUUACUAGUUUCAUCCCUGCUUUGGAGAGUACCACACAUGGGUGCUGCAGAAGAUGUUGAUCCGAAAUAUGUCUUCUAUCGACAUCAACGUCGGAGAACAAAAUGUGAGGACAGCAACGAACCAACUGCAACUUGGAAUGACUGCACCUGAACACACAACCAGACAAGAACCUGGAGCUCCAU